GCCAAUACUAAAAAUAUGUAUAUAUAUAUAUAUUCUUAAGCUUAAGUUGAAUAUCCUGAGAUUCAUUCUUGUGCGUAUUUUAAACAUGUAAAAGAGAUUUUAAUUUUAUAAUUUAAAGAAUUUUAUAAUUCAAAAGAUAAUUCAAGUCUGUAAUGUUGAUGAUUUCGUUACUCUAGCAUCACAUAUUUAUCAGUCAUACCUUCUUACUCAUGUGAGUGUAACAGCCAUUUCUUAUCGCUUAUUAUAAAUAAGCGCAUCCGCUGUUACUUUCGUAUUUAUUCUCCGGAAUUUAUAUUGUCAACUUAACAGCAUAAUGAUCAUGUUUCGAUACAUGUUAGUGCUACUUAUAUACGCGAUAAUGUGUUGUUUAGUAGCGGGAAAUACGAUUGAAACUGAUACAAUAAUCAACGGAUUAACAGCUCCAGGCAAAUUUUUAAACACGAAUGGAAAUUUGAUUCCGGCACAGCAGAUUAUUUACGUUUAUGGACCACGCCAAUGGAAAAUGCAAAACAAUAUUAUAGACAAAACAGGAAAUGAUUAUCUUAUUACACCUGGAAUGGGCGCUCAUAAACUUCACAUUCGCCAGUUACCAUGGAAUAAGGCUCGCAGAAUUUGCAUUCAAGAAGGGGGUCAUUUGGCUAUCCUUAACUCCAAUUCGGAGGAAAAAUUGUUGGUGCACAUGUUGGAAGAAAAUAAGAUAAGUGAAGCAUGGCUCGGCGUACACGAUCUCUAUGAAGAGGGCGAUUGGAACACGAUCAUGGAUGAAUCUAUGGAAGCUACAGGCUAUUCCAAGUGGACUUCGAAUACUAAAUACAAGCAACCUAACAAUGCUGACGGAAACCAGCAUUGUGGAAUCCUCCUGAAGGAUGGCGGAAUGAACGAUGUCGAGUGUACCCUAGCACUCGCCUUUUUCUGCGAAAUAUCUUUGUGAAUCAGCGAAUUCGCAUAAAUCAUGUGAACGUGAGAUUAUAUCAGAUAUUGUGUAAUGGUGUGCGAUUUAUCAAAGGUUAUAAUUAAAUAGUCAUCCUAAGAUGUGCUAUUAAGAUUGAAUUAACAAUAUUAAUUACAAUACAUGUUUUCAUAAUUAAUGGAGUUUAUAAAUGAAUAUUACAAUGAAGGUAAUUAUAGGUCGUAAGCUCUAUUUUUAUACUAACGAUUAUCUUUAGGGAUGUUGAAUGUUACUGUGGAACAUUGUAAGAAGACUAUUAUCUUCUUACAAAAUAUAAAUCGGUAAAAAGAAAGAUAUGCACCUUUAUUCCAUAAUUGAUGAAAAUCCAAGAAUUAUUAUUCAUUUUUCUAGAUUAAUUGUAACAAAUUCAAUUUAAUGAGAAAUGCAAAGUGAUGCCGAAUUGUAACUUAAAACCCCUCCUCCGGGAACAUCAAAGAGAGGGUAGACGAGAUUCAAAGGU
Monomorium pharaonis (pharaoh ant) is the source of this 1409-nucleotide messenger RNA. Its product is annotated as hemolymph lipopolysaccharide-binding protein. The record is from RefSeq and is a predicted model, not a curated record. NCBI's taxonomy places the organism in Eukaryota, Metazoa, Arthropoda, Insecta, Hymenoptera, Formicidae. Bases 314 to 931 code for a protein of 205 amino acids. The transcript is spliced from 3 exons.